GUUCACUUCGCCCGCCCACUCCCUCCCACCCGUGCCAGUCGCUACCACGGGCUCAACACCAUGGCGGACCAGCCGCACGCGGACAAGCUGUUUGUGACCUCGGUCGUGCUCAAGGCCAUCGCCGCCGCGCUGCAGCGCUGCGUCACGUCGCCCUUCAAAGGCGACAAUGGAUCCAACACGUACUUCAAAGACGUCGUGUUUGCUGCCAUGCGCGCGGCCAUGGCGGCCAACGACCUUUUCCAUGACCGCCACUUGCAGGGCGGCUCGUCGACCGAGAACUACCUCAAGUACGCCUCGGACCACAAGUUUGUGCCCGACACCAUCACCCUCGCCAGCGGCACCCAGGCGCAUUGGCUCGGCAGCAGCACCGCAAAAAAGGUCCUGGUCUACUUCCCUGGCGGCGGCUAUGUGGUGCCCUGCACAGCGGGCCUUUUGCUGUGGCUCGACGAAUUGCAGAAAUCGCUCGGCCCUGACGUCUCGGUGCUCGUCCUUGCAUACGACCUCGCACCGCAGGCCAAAUACCCAACGCAGUUGAGGCAGGCCACGGAGCUUCUUGAACAUCUCGUAUACACCCAAGGUCGUGAUCCAUCCGAUCUUAUAUUGGGUGGUGACUCUGCCGGCGGCAACCUGACCCUCGGUCUGCUUUCGCACCUGGCCCAUCCCCAUCCCGACGUGACCCCACUCUCACUGCCUUCCAGGAUUCAUGCUGUUCUGCUGAUAUCCCCAUGGUGCGCACCUAACCACAAUAGCACCCCCUCGUUCGUCGCAAACGCCCAACGUGACAUGUUUGGUGCCCGAGCCCUCAGUCGAUGGGCCGAGGCUUUCCUUGGUUCCGACUCGCCCUUUGCUGGCGAUGUCUACAAUGAGCCUGCCUUGGCCACUCCCGAUUGGUGGGCCCCCGUUGCUGACUUUGUCGACCAAGUCUUAAUAUGGGCGGGUGGCAACGAAGUGCUGCUGGAUGGUAUCGAAGCCUUUGCAGAGAAAUUUACAAAGGGAUUCGGUGGCCGCGGCGGUCUCGUAAACACCAUCAUUACCCCGAAAGCAGCUCAUGAGGAAAUGGUGAUUGAGAGAUCGCUAGGUUACAAGGGUGACUCUGGCACCGGUAGUCAGCAAGUCAUCGAAACAUGGAUCAAGGCAAAGCUGUAAAUCAAACCUGAAUUGCAUAUUCUCUGGUACUCCCGUCUCUUCAGCCCAUUCCAGCCCUAAAUCUGCACGUCUCAUCUCUGGUACUCUUCG
This is a messenger RNA of Exserohilum turcica Et28A, 1236 nucleotides long. RefSeq lists its product as uncharacterized. Gene Ontology annotation, molecular function: hydrolase activity. The record is from RefSeq and is a predicted model, not a curated record. Lineage: Eukaryota; Fungi; Ascomycota; Dothideomycetes; Pleosporales; Pleosporaceae. Bases 61 to 1146 code for a protein of 361 amino acids. The transcript is spliced from 3 exons.